Molecule: messenger RNA, 1434 nt
Organism: Anopheles moucheti
Lineage: Eukaryota; Metazoa; Arthropoda; Insecta; Diptera; Culicidae
Product: cuticle protein 19-like
Exons: 3
Coding region: 127-546 (139 amino acids)
Cellular component (GO): extracellular matrix
Source: RefSeq, a predicted model, not a curated record
GCCAGCGUCCGUUGUGCAGUGCGGUACAGUUGAAAAACCUCAUCCGAUCCAAAGUGUGCUAUCGUUGCGCCAGUUCCUUUGCGAAAAGUUCAGUGCUCGUCCAUUCGUACAAUUUGACGCAUCAAAAUGGCCUUCAAGUUUGUAGUAUUUGCAUCGCUGCUUGCCUUUGCCGCGGCCUUCCCCGGCGGAUACGGCGACUACUACGGGGCGGAACAUCAGCUGGAGGGCGGUCAUCAGUAUGGACAGGUGGCGCGCAUUUCGCUAGGCGACGGCCACGGACACCAUGAGUACCAUGAGGAUGAGCACGUCGACUACUACGCCCCACCGAAGUACGCCUUCAAGUACGGAGUCAACGACUUCCACACCGGUGACGUGAAGUCGCAGCACGAAACGCGCGACGGUGAUGUCGUCAAGGGUCAGUACUCGCUCGUGGAACCGGACGGUUCUGUGCGCACCGUCGACUACACCGCCGACAAGCAUUCGGGCUUCAACGCGGUGGUACACAAGACGGCCCCGGUCAGCCACCAUCAGGGUGGUCACUACUAAAGGCUCCCCCUUCUGAAAGGGAACGCGAACUGCCCCGGCCCGUUCAGGGCUUCUUAGUGCCUAGGACCAAUGUAUAGCCCAGUAGUCUUCUCACGUUCUCACUUCCGUCUCGCUCCACUGAACUUCAGCAACGACUUAGGACUCUUCCACGAGAACGCUUUUGCCAAACGGCGGCGGAGUGACCAACAUCUGUGUGAAGCGCUCGCCGGGAAAAAUCAUUUACGGACUUCGCGUCCGAGAGGCGGCCUUUUCCAUCCAAAAUCCAUCGAAUCAACUGUGAUAUUAACAAAUUCUGCCACGACGGUCAGAUGACUGCCACUGGUGUGACCUUGUGCGUGCCGGUGCACAUCUGACCAUGGGCCAGCCAAGAUAAGCAAGAAGGAGCAAAUUGAGAUGAAAAUUCAACCUCUAAUCGAUGGUGCGGAAAAGGGCGCAAAUGAGUUUUCCCGGGAGCCACGUGCCGGAUCGCUUACGUAAUUGUAACCGUUGAGCGGAUAGUCAGCAUGGCGUUCAAGAACCGGUUCGCUAAGAUUGUCUUCCUGGGGUCGGUACAUUUCCUGGAUUACGCAAACCAACCAUCGCCACCCUGGUCACGUUCGCCCGGGAGGAUCGCGGAACCAUGAAAAGACACCCCGUUUUGCGUGUGUGUUACACGGCUCGUGUACGUGCACGGUUCGACACACGGUUCCCCCUAUCCCAGUUGGACGAGAUUGGCACGCGAUAGUCAGCUGCUUCGUUUGCCAACGGUGUGGCUCGGUACAUCAUAUUACUUCACUGCACUCCGCCCCAUUCCCAUCUCGUGAGACUCAUGUUGACUUGUAUUUAUGUAAUUAUUAUGUUUGUUUUGUUAUCUGUUAUCAAAGCGAAUAAAGAGGAAGUCAAAAUGUA